AUCCUCAAACCUCGGGACCCCGACGUGUAUGAUGGAACGCCGGAUGUACAGAAGUUUAAUAAAUUCCUGCAUGACAUUACGGAGUAUAUCGACGGAUAUAACAUACCUCCUGAGCGACAGGCUUCUACCGUAUCGCACUUCCUCUCCAAACGUGCGGAUGCUUGCUACAUCGCCACCUGCUCGGAGGCUCCGUGGGAGUGGACGUUAAAGGACGUUCUUGUAGAGAUAUUCAAUUACUGUUUUCCUAUCGACUUCCGUCAGCGGACGCGAGAGAAACUGAAUAGUGUCAUACAAGGCGACCGCACCGUGCGCGAAUUCGUCCACGAGUUGCAGGGCCUCUUCCUUCUCCUCGGGCACAUGUCCGAGGAGACGAAGAUUGAGAAACUCUGGUACGGUCUCCGUCCCUCUCUGCAGGGAGAGUUAUACCGAGCCAAACUGAAUCCGGCUACCGCCUCCUGGGCUUCGGUG
Molecule: messenger RNA, 468 nt
Organism: Trametes versicolor FP-101664 SS1
Lineage: Eukaryota; Fungi; Basidiomycota; Agaricomycetes; Polyporales; Polyporaceae
Exons: 1
Source: RefSeq, a predicted model, not a curated record